This is a messenger RNA of Conger conger (European conger), 4319 nucleotides long. It is a transcript of the gene map3k19, whose product is annotated as mitogen-activated protein kinase kinase kinase 19. Gene Ontology annotation, biological process: protein phosphorylation. The coding region runs from base 16 to 3474 and encodes 1152 amino acids. The transcript is spliced from 7 exons. Lineage: Eukaryota; Metazoa; Chordata; Actinopteri; Anguilliformes; Congridae. Gene Ontology annotation, molecular function: ATP binding; protein kinase activity. The record is from RefSeq and is a predicted model, not a curated record.
GAGACUCUGAGGAAAAUGAGGCAAGAGUACCAGGAGCUUGAGGGGAGAAGCAGACAGGGCACAUCGCUACCCAGCCUGUGGGAAAGGGGCAGGCGAGGCAAGCUGUGCCCUUUGGACACAGGACAGGGCCUGUUGAUGACAAAAGGACGCACCUGCUUGCCCACACCCCUCAGGGCUGCAGGAAAGGGGGAGCCUGUGCCCACCAGCCUACCAGGACCUCACCCAGCCCAGCUGAGCCAGUCUGCCCCUCUUCUGGGGGAACCACUGCUAGACUCUGCAUCCCUGCUCCGGGUGCGAGCCCACAUCCAAACAAGACUUGGGGGAAGUGAGACUGAUACAGAAACCCACAGAACAAGGCAAUUGCUACCUGCUCUGCCUACCAGACGAGGAAGGACUCCCAAACUCCUGGAGCCCCUGGCCAGUGGGCAGAGGGAGGAAGCCGUGCGGCUGGGCUGCAAGCACCCACUGCCCCUUAAACCCAUCGGCUUGCUGCCCCUGACCUCCGUGUCCAAGGCCAAGAGGGAGAGACUGAUCUGGAGGGCGACCCAUGGACCUCACAGGGCCCGGGGUGGGGGGAGCGAGGGGAGUAGCUCCAGCAGCCUGAGCAGUCAGGGCUCUCUGGACUUGGAGGAGGAAGAAGUAGAGGAGGCAGAGGAGAAAGAGGAGACCAGUGAGGGCACAGGGGGCUUGGGGAAUGAGCCAGCAGAAAGCAAAGAGGUGCCCCUUGCUACUGUACUCUGUGAAAGUUCAGCCUUGGACCUGUUGCCUUCUCUACAGCCUUUUAUCAGAACAAAGCAUGAGGCUGCGGAUUUAUCAGGAAAACAAGGGGCCAUUGAUGACUUUAUAGAGGACAGGGGAUCUAUUAUAUCUCGUUCUGACAGGACAGUGGACUGUGAGGUGCUGUUUGGGGCUGCCCAGUCAGAGUUGGCACAUGGUUUGGGCUGCAAGCUUCCAGAAAGGAUUUGCAAUGGCACAGACAUUAAUGACACUGAAGAUACAACAGUCAGUGGUACUGGAAAGGGUCAAGCUGCUCCACAGCUCGCUGAGGCAGAGCUCAGAGCCCAAUCAUUGGGCACAGGAUCUCCGUUUCCAGAGAAGAACACAGACAAUGUCACAGAAACAACCAGAGUUUAUGAUCUCAGAUCCCAAAGCACUGCAGUCACUAAUCAGCUCGGUUUACAUGUGGUGCACAUCACAGUGUCUGAAUCUGAUGUACUAGCAGAGGAAACUAGCAAUCCUAGCAAAGCCCAUCACACCAAAGAAAAAGAAAAUGGAAUUUCCUUUCAGACCAAUGAGUCCUUCAACAUCCUGGCUCACAAAGACCACAGCCGCUUUACCAGGAAGUCCAAAAGCCACCAGAGGAGCACAUUCAGAGCUGCACAUCUCAAAGGCAACAUUAGAAAUCCUCCGGAUCUGACCGUCAGCACAGAGGCAACUGCAAAACCAUGUUCGCAAAGGACAAGCAGCCAGAAGGCCAGCCAGAAAACCACAAGUCUUCUUCCACGAAACAGGCCAGCAGAGCAACUUCGGCCGAUCAUGAAAAGACCUGGCACUGACAGAGGGAGCUCAAAUAAACUAGAUGUCCUGGCCCGAAAACAAUCCCUUCAGCGGGACCUGAAGUGUACCCGGCAGCCAAAGAAGGUGGGAUCACAGGUGAUGCCGAGGGCCAAAUCAGCCGUGGAUUUCAUCACCUACAGUGACAUGUUCCAAGAGAUCAACCAAGGAGACAAUGGGCCGGCGAUUUACGAGAUGUUCGCCACCCCCGUCUAUGACAACCUCCGCGUGUGCACCUCACGAGUGAGAUUCAGUCCCAGGCAAGUACAGUCUGCCCCUCCCAGGAAGAACCAGGGGCGGAGAAAUCUGAACCACCUCAAACCUUUGGAGAACAGUCGGCAGAAAAAAGGGCAGAGGGAGAAGUCCAGCCCCGCCAGAGGCAAGGCCAAAAGGAAGAGUGACGUUACAGCCAGAGGAAAGUCUAGCACACCAUUAGCUAGCGAAGAUGAAGAGGAGGAUGUUGUCUUCAUAUCCGGCCUUAACUGGCACAUCAAGACCACCAAGUGUGAGCUGAUCUUCGGUGAGGCUGAUGCAGAGAAUGAGCCUUGUGUGGAAGAGCAGCAGGAAGAACAGAACCUGUCUGUGAUUGAGGAGGUCCUCUCCAAUUACCCGUCAGAAACACGUGCAGCGACUGGAGACGAAAACCCUCCCACUUCACCUGAGCCACAGCAAAUAGCUUGUCAACAGACCUUAAAUGACCAACUACCUGCAGAGGAUGAGGGGCCACUAAGUUCCCCACAAAAUGAAUUUUACUGUGAGAAACCCGAAUCGUCAUGUUCACCAUCUUUCCCAAAACAGCCAAAGCGGAACACUUGGACCUCUGGCAGCAGGGACAGGACUAUGUCACCCAUGUUUAAGAAGUACCUGGAUGUGGCUGGCGAGGGACCUCUGACGGAUGACCUUCUGCAAUGCCUGGCCAAGGAGCUGAUAUCACUGGAGGAGGGAGAGGUGACUCUCCAACCUGAAAACAGGGCCUCAUGCGAGAAAGGAAUACAAGAAGUUUCACAGGCAGAAAAAGAAAAUCCAUUACCUGAAGGAAUUAUGUCAUCUGGAGAGAGCAGUGCUGCAGAAUUGUCUCCAGAGGGCGAAGUCCGGUGGACGAAAGGAGAAAUUCUGGGAAGAGGAGCCUAUGGAACAGUGUACUGCGGGCUGACUGACCAGGGUCAGCUGAUCGCUGUCAAGCAGGUGGCCCUGGAUGACUCAGACCCUGAGACGGCAGGCAGGGAGUACCAGCGCCUUCAGGACGAGGUGGACCUGCUGAAGACGCUGCGCCACAUGAACAUUGUAGGCUUCCUGGGCACGACCCUCCAGGACAACGUGGUGAGUAUCUUCAUGGAGUAUGUCCCAGGUGGAUCCAUCGCCAGCAUCAUCCACCGCUUCGGCCCGCUGCCCGAGAGGGUUCUGGCCCUCUACACCCGGCAGAUCCUGGAGGGGGUGGCCUACCUGCACAAGAACAGGGUCAUCCACAGGGACCUGAAGGGCAACAAUGUCAUGCUCAUGCCCACUGGCAUUGUCAAGCUCAUCGACUUCGGCUGCGCCCGGCGACUCAGCUGCCUGUCGCACUCCAGCAGCAAUGGCGAGCUCCUCAGGUCCGUGCACGGCACCCCCUUCUGGAUGGCCCCGGAAGUGAUCAACGAGACAGGCCAUGGCAGGAAGUCAGACAUUUGGAGUGUGGGCUGCACGGUGUUCGAGAUGGCCACGGGACGCCCGCCGCUAGCGCACAUGGAGAAGAUGGCCGCCCUCUUCUAUAUUGCUGCCAGGAGGGGUCUGAUGCCCACACUACCGGAUGAGUUCUCAGAGGAUGCCAGGAAUUUUGUCCAAGCAUGUCUGACAAGUGACCAGAGGGAUCGGCCUUCGGCUCAAGAACUUCUGUUGUACCCCUUCAUCCCCCCACAAUCCACAGCAUCCUCCUCCACCUAGACUGACACUACUCACAGCCUGAUGGGUCCUCUGCAGGACUCGCGCUCCUUACAGCCUAUGAGAGCCCUCUGCAGGACUCACACUCCUUACAGCCUAUGAGAGCCCUCUGCAGGACUGACACUCCUCACAGCCUAUCGUGAGCUCUCUGCAGGACUGACCCACCUCACAGCCUAUCAUGAGCCCUCUGCAGGACUCACACUCCUUACAGCCUAUGAGAGCCCUCUGCAGGACUGACACUCCUCACAGCCUAUCAUGAGCCCUCUGCAGGACUCACACUCCUUACAGCCUAUGAGAGCCCUCUGCAGGACUGACACUCCUCACAGCCUAUCAUGAGCUCUCUGCAGGACUGACCCACCUCACAGCCUAUCAUGAGAGCCCUCUGCAGGACUGACAAUCCUCACAACCUAUCAUGAGUCCUUCUCAUGUCCAACAGCCUAUUGAACCAAUAGUGUAUGCCUCAAUGUCCCCCAACUCCUGAGAGAUUGGAACUGCUCAUAGCCACCCAAGUUUCUUCUUUCAUGAGCCUGGUCAAUGGUACCUAAGUCAGGAAGCGGAUGUUUGGCACAGCUUUCAGAGUGGUGUGCGUUUUAAAGACUAGGCGGUUUCAUGACCCAGAGAAAGGUGGCAGUAUCAGCUCCUUAAUCACACUACCUAAUAAGUGUAUGCAUGGAAUUUCAGAAAAACAUUUUUCGCCCCAGUAUUUCAAUCAAGCAACCAUGCUAAAUUAUAAUCAAGACAACCUAAACAUGGAUUUCCCAAAAAAACAAGGGUGGCACUAAAUGUUGACUAAUUAAAAUGUAUCAUGUAUAAUUUAGAUUUAGUGUGCCAAUACAUACAAACUGUAU